AUGCUGGUGGGAGUAAUGCUGCUGAGGCCAUUCCUGUUGACUUAUUCGGGGAUGAGUAUAUGGAUCCAACAAAGGGCAAAAGUCACAAGAGGGGCCCUGCAACCAGCUAGACUGACAGUGGUCGUUCCAAAAAGUCACGGUCAAGUGGGUUUGAUGAUGUGUGCGCCUUUCACAUCUUAUGUACAAGCCAAAACAGGACAUUCACGUGCACGAGAAAAUGAGACUGAGGCUGUAAGUGCAGGUGGUGAUGAUUAUUCCCUUGAUGCAUGUCAAGAUGCAUUACUUGAGCUUGGGAACAUACCACCGUUGCAGUACAUUAGGGCACUGACACUAUUCAAGGAUAAGGAAUGGCGAAGACAAAGGCAAAUGUCAUCCGAUAGAGAAAACAAUACAAUGGAGUUCUCAUCUGAGGAGGAUGACGUUGUUGAUGAUUUUAUGGAUUUCUUGAUGAUUGCUUUAAUGCAUGACCAUAUCAACGCGUCAAAUAGAUUUCAACACUCCACGGAAACAAUUUGUCGGUACAUAAAAAUUGUUAUGAGGGCAUUGUGCAAGCUUUCAUCAUCGGUUAUCAAACCACGUAACCUAGAGGACAUACCGGGAAAAAUUUUAAAUGACAGGCGGUUUUUUCCCUGGUUCAAGGAUUGUGUCGGUGCUAUCGAUGGCACAUUGGUGGAUGCAUGGGUCCCUGCUUCAAGACAAAAUACAUUCCACUGUCGGAAAGCAACGGUAUCGCAAAAUGUACUCGCAGCUUGCGACUUCGAUAUGUUGUUCACAUUUAUUAAUUCUGGAUGGGAAGGUAGCGCUCACGACAACGCUAUUCUAGUUGACUCUAUUACACGAGCUGAUCUACAGUUCCCACACCCACCCAAUGGCAAGUACUAUUUAGUUGAUGCUAGUUUCACGAACAUACCUGGAUUUCUUGCCCCAUUUCGGUCUCAACGGUAUCACUUGCAAGAGUUUCGUGGCCAUCGUUAUGCAGGACCUAAGAAAUUGUUUAACCAUCGACAUUGGUCAUUACACAAUGUCAUAGAAAGAACAUUUGGUGUUUUGAAGAAGCGCUUCCCAAUAUUACGGUCCAUGCCAAAUUACAAGUCUACACGACAAGGGCCUCUCGUGAUUGCAUGUUGUGUAGUGCACAAUUGGAUCCGUUUGCAUGCAGCUAUGGAUCCAUUCUUUAUGGAAGCUGAUAAUGAAAUGGCUGCAGAAGCAAAAGUAGACGGGCUUGUUGGAGACCAAGCUGACUACGUUGACAUGUCACAACAUGGGUUAACGUCCCAAUCGAACGUUAGGGAUGCAAUUACUACUGCUAUGUGGCAAAAUCAUGUUCACUAUGGGCACUGA
Camellia sinensis is the source of this 1341-nucleotide messenger RNA. NCBI's taxonomy places the organism in Eukaryota, Viridiplantae, Streptophyta, Magnoliopsida, Ericales, Theaceae. The record is from RefSeq and is a predicted model, not a curated record.